Molecule: messenger RNA, 732 nt
Organism: Oxyura jamaicensis (ruddy duck)
Lineage: Eukaryota; Metazoa; Chordata; Aves; Anseriformes; Anatidae
Product: inactive serine/threonine-protein kinase PLK5-like
Exons: 7
Biological process (GO): protein phosphorylation; mitotic cell cycle; regulation of cytokinesis
Cellular component (GO): spindle pole; centrosome; cytoplasm
Molecular function (GO): protein serine/threonine kinase activity; ATP binding
Source: RefSeq, a predicted model, not a curated record
AUGGCGGGGGAUGCGCUGCCCGGCUGCUACGUCGCCGACGAAGGCAGCGGGAGGCUCUUCAGGCGAGGACGGCUCCUGGGGGAGGGGGCUUUUGGGCGCUGUUACCGGCUGACGGAGGUGGCCAGCGGCAGGGUCUACGCCGCCAAGGUGAUCCCACGGGCUCGGCUCACGGCGCCGGGGAUCGCGGAGAGGGUGGAGCGGGAGCGGGAGCUGCAGGGCCGCCUGUGCCACCGCCACGUCGUGCACCUGCACGGGCACUUCGCCGACCGCAGCCACCUCUACCUGCUGCUGGAGCACUGCGGCCGGAGGUCCCUCGCCGACAUCCUGCGGGCCCGGGGGAUGCUGACGGAGCCGGAGGCGCGGUACUACCUGCGGCAGGGCAUCGCGGGGCUGCGCUACCUCCACGGCCAGGGCGUCGUGCACCGGGACCUCAAGCCGAGUAACGUGCUGGUGACCGAGAGGAUGCAGGUGAAGAUCGGGGACCUGGGGCUGGCUCAGCAGGAGGCGGCGGGCAGCCGGUGCUGGGGGGCGCUCUGCGGGACGCCCAGCUACAUGGCCCCGGAGGUGGUGGACCGCAAGGGCCACGGCGUGCCCUCGGACGUCUGGGCCCUGGGCUGCGUCAUGUACGCGUUGCUGACGGGCAGCCCCCCGUUCGAGGCGGGCGAGCGGCAGGAGCUGUACGGGCGCAUCCGCGCGGCGUGGUACCCGCUGCCCGGCCGCCUCUCGCCCCGC